AUGUCCGAAACCUUGUUGAAGCCGGAGAAGGACUUCUCCAAGGAUGCUGACAAGCUAAUCCCCGAGGCAGAGCAGCUUGCCAAGACCGAUGUGCAAGGUGCCAUUGAUAAGCUUCUGGUGUUGGAGAAGCAGGCCAGACAGGCUUCCGAUCUGGCCACCACAUCCCGAAUUAUCGUUACAAUUGUCACAAUCAGCAAGGACUCCGGCGACUGGACCCUCCUGAACGACCAAGUGCUGCUGCUCUCGAAGAAGCAUGGUCAGCUCAAACAAGCUAUAACGAAGAUGGUACAGGUGGUGAUGGGAUUCCUGGACGAGACCCCCGACCUGGAGGUCAAGCUCUCAGUUAUCUCCACGCUACGGACGGUCACCGAGGGAAAGAUCUUCGUUGAAGUCGAGCGCGCCCGUGUCACCCGUAUCCUCUCCAACAUCAAGAAGACCCAAGGCGACCUCCAGGCCGCCGCCGACAUUCUCUGCGAGCUGCAGGUAGAGACGUUCGGCUCGAUGAGCCGAAGAGAGAAGACAGAGUUCAUCCUGGAGCAAGUGGCCCUGUGCAUAGAACGGGGUGACUGGACGCAAGCCACGAUCCUCAGCCGCAAGAUCAACAAGCGGUACUUCGCCCGCAAGCCGAAGAAGAGCGCCGAGGAGAUCGAGAAGCUGAAGAAAGAGGCCGAGGAGCGGGAGAAGACCCGCCAGCCCGAUGAGCCGCCCAUGGAGGUGGACGACGACGUGACCGACCUUAAGCUGCGCUACUACGAGCAACAGAUCAUCCUCGCCAACCAUGACUACAAAUACCUGGACGUGUGCAAGCACUACCGUGAGGUGUUGGAUACGGACUCGGUCCAGAACAACCCGGAGCAGCUUCACGCAGUUCUUGCUCGCAUCGUGUAUUACAUCGUUCUUUCACCCUACGACAACGAACAGUCGGACCUCCUGCACCGGAUCCAGCAGGACUCGCGCCUGUCGUCGGUGCCUGUCGAGGCCCGCCUGGUGAAGCUCUUCACCAUCCACGAGCUGAUGCGCUGGCCGAUGGUGGCGGAGCAGUUCGGCCCGCACCUGUGCCAGACCGACGUCUUCAAGGCGCAGCCGAGCCAGUCGGCGGAAGACCAGGCCCACCGGCGGUGGCAGGAUCUCCGCAAGCGGGUGAUCGAGCACAACGUGCGGGUGGUGGCCAAGUACUACACGCGCAUCCAGAUGGGCCGGUUGACGGAGCUGCUGGACCUGGCGGAAGACGAGACGGAGAAGUACAUCAGCGAGCUGGUGACGUCCAAGACGAUCUACGCCAAGAUCGACCGUCCCGCGCGGCUGGUCAACUUCUCGAAGCCGCGCGACGCGGACGACGUGCUGAACGAAUGGAGCAGCGAUAUGAAGAGUCUGCUGGGACUGUUGGAGCGGAUUGAUCACCUGAUCACCAAGGAGGAGAUGAUGGCUCGGAUCCUUCCCACUCGGGGCGAGAAGGGCAAGGCUCGUUGA
This is a messenger RNA of Aspergillus aculeatus ATCC 16872, 1470 nucleotides long. Its product is annotated as proteasome regulatory particle lid subunit RPN5. Bases 1 to 1470 code for a protein of 489 amino acids. Gene Ontology annotation, cellular component: nuclear proteasome complex; proteasome regulatory particle, lid subcomplex; cytoplasm. The record is from RefSeq and is a predicted model, not a curated record. The transcript is spliced from 5 exons. Lineage: Eukaryota; Fungi; Ascomycota; Eurotiomycetes; Eurotiales; Aspergillaceae.